AUGCUGAUAUUUUUCCUAGUUUUUCUAUUUUCCAGUUUACUGGAAGUGACGGUUUCCAUUAGGAUUCAAUUAUCAACCGGCCAAAUCGAGGGAAAACAUCUGAAUGCGACAUAUUCUCCACUUGGAAAUCAGUCUGCAAUCGUGUUCUUCGGUGUUCCAUACGUGGAACCUCCAAUUGGAGAAUUGCGAUUCAGAAAGCCACGUCCGCCGGUACCAUGGGAUGGGAUUCUGGAGACGAAAGAGUAUAAACCAGCGUGUAUGAGCAAUAUGACAAAAACCUACAAAAAUGACAUUGGCGGCCCGAUAUCUGAAGACUGUCUGUAUGCAAAUGUGUUCACGAAUCAGUAUUGUUUGAACGCGAAGAAUUGCUCUGUAAUGAUUGCUAUCCAUGGUGGUGGUUACUUAUUCGAAUCUUCAUCUGCCUUCAACCCACAGAUUCUGAUAAACAAUUUCGUAGGACAAGGCAGAAAUAUAGUGGUUGUUGCAAUCAACUAUCGAUUAGGAGUAUUUGGAUUUGGCCACUUUGCUGGAGAUGUUGGAGAGAAGAAUUUGGGUCUUUUUGACAUAAUGGCUGCUGUGAAUUGGGUUCGUAAAGAAAUCAAAAGUUUCGGAGGAAACAAAGAUAGGAUCACUCUACUGGGACACUCUGCGGGUGCUGGAUUGGUUACGUCGUUCUCAAACUCCCCGUUAACCAAAGGAUUGAUUCACCAACAAGCUAUAAUGAGUGGUCCAUUGUCGAAUGUUUCCAAACAGUCGAAUUACAAAGCAACUACAAAAGUGGCCCAGAUUGUUGGGUGUCUGGAUGAAAAGUUUGGGUUCGAGUGGUUGGAAAAGAGUCAGAUUGAGGAGACCUACACCUGCCUCCGCUCCAAAUCUGCCCAAGAACUCCUUGACGCUGAACUUUAUGUCAUGGAGAACACCACGUACUACUUCGGAGCCCCUCAUGUUGACGGAGAGUUUAUUGUUGAUUACCCCGAAAAAUUGUUUGAGAAGAAAAACUCAAUCUUUCCAAUUAACACACUUCUCGGAACCACCACCGCGGAACUCAGGGAUACCAUAUACAUAACUGACCCGAAAAAUGCUCAUCUGAAAGAGCACCUGUUGAACAAUAUUUGUGAGCAUGUCGCCUAUGAGAUUUACUCAGAACCGGAGAAGUUUGUGGAAAAGUGUGUGAGCUAUUACCAAGAUGGAGACCAUGCUCAGUUUCUGUCGGAUGACAUGGAAUUCUACUCAAGAGCCAUCAGUGUUGCAAACGUUCAUGUCAGCAAGGACACCAAGGUUUAUAUGUAUAGUUAUGCAUACAGUGGAGCUGGUCCCGCCUUCAACAAGUAUCUCGACGUGCCUUCCCCUCAUCACUCGGAAGAUUUGAUCUACAUUUUUGGAACUCAUCGAGGAGUAAUGCAACCGAAAGAUUAUAUCAUUGAGAAGUUUUAUAGUGGAAUAUUCGCGGAUUUCAUCAAUUUUGAGGAUCCAUCUCCAUCGAAAGAGCAACCAUGGUUACAGUAUACACCAGAGAAGAGGGAAUAUUUUGUGAUAGAUUUUGAUGAGAACUUUACAAUGCCAGGGAUGAGAGAGAACUAUUAUGCAGAUGCUUUAAAGUUUUGGAGCACCGCUGGCACCAAAACCUUCAGUGAAAACUGGUCCCCCUCCUUCGACACUUUUAUUAUAACCAAUGUUAUCGGCCCAAUUGUUGGCAACCUUACAAGAAUCUCCGUUGACGUCGAUAAACCUUUAGAAUUGACAGACGAAUUGUUCGUUGAACGAGAAAAGUUUUUGCAAAAACUGAAAUCGGAGAAGAACGUUGAAAUGGGGGAAAUUAAAACUCGCGCCGGAAAUGGGAAUGGAGGAAAAAGAGCUGUGGCAAGAAAAUUGGAAUGGGUGGAGAGAGAUUUGGGAAGUGCAGAAGAAAAAGAAGGUGGCGGUGGAAUUAACAUCCUCCUAAUAAUCUUCGCUGGAACCCUCAUCGGCGGCAUUCUCUACGUAUCAAUAUCUCAUUUCUGUCUACACCAUCGAUCUCGUGAAGGCUAUCAACUCUUGAAAUGA
Messenger RNA from Caenorhabditis remanei, 2043 nucleotides. RefSeq lists its product as uncharacterized. Lineage: Eukaryota; Metazoa; Nematoda; Chromadorea; Rhabditida; Rhabditidae. Bases 1 to 2043 code for a protein of 680 amino acids. The transcript is spliced from 11 exons. The record is from RefSeq and is a predicted model, not a curated record.